CUUGCAUGCAAGUAAUGUGGAGAUGUUUUCUUGAAUCAUCCAAAGCGUUUUCAUAUAAAAUGUCCUCUGAAAACCGCCAGCGAACGGAACACGGAGCUCAAGAAGAGCAUGCACAAAAAGAGGAGCUGAAAAAGAAGAUAAAAGAGCAAAAGAUUGUCGUUGACGAGUUGAGCACUUUGAAGAAAAACAGGACAGUGUACACCCAGCAGCCCAACAGCAAUAUAUUCUUCCUGGCAGACAAAGGAGAGACCCUUAGUGCUUGUAAAGAGGAUCUGGAUAAUAUGAGAAAAGAAUAUCAAGAUAUAUAGUGCCUUGAGAUCAUGUGUGGUAUCUGCUGCGUGGUCAGUUUGACCACAACGCAUAAUCCACUGGAUACGCAUGUCCAUGAAAAUCUCAAGCACAGAGGGCCCAGCUCUAGCCAUGACAUUAUAGAAACAAUCUCAAACUGCAGUCUCCUUUUCUCUGCACAUGUGCUUCACAUGAGAGGAAGCCUGACACCUCAGCCUCUUCGAGAUGAGAAUGGAAACAUGC
Molecule: messenger RNA, 531 nt
Organism: Cyprinus carpio (common carp)
Lineage: Eukaryota; Metazoa; Chordata; Actinopteri; Cypriniformes; Cyprinidae
Product: ASNSD1 upstream open reading frame protein-like
Source: RefSeq, a predicted model, not a curated record